GUGCAGCUACUCAACUCAACUCAACAAUGUGCAUGAAACCUAAGCGCUUAUCCUACACAUUGACCCAUCCAUUUUGCAGCAGCUUCCUGACAUUCAGAAAGCCUGCAGCAAUCAAGGGCAUUUGUCUAUGGUGUCUGAGCUUAUGAGGAGAGAUUCUGGAGACAUGGAACAAAACUUGAUGAGGUUUCGAGCCGCUAUGUCGAUGGUUUUUUGGAUUGUCUUAUUCCCUGUGAUCCAAGGUUCGAUGGCUGUGACGGUGAAAAAUUGCAGCUAUCCUGCAGUCUACUCCUUCGGCGACUCUCUGUCUGACGUGGGAAACAGCAUUGCUGCAUUUCCGGUCCAAUUUGCGAACGCUGAGCUCCCUCCGAAUGGUAUCCUGUUUCCUACUCACGCUGCAGAUCGUUUCUGCGACGGCAAAUUGCUCAUCGACUUCCUGGCAUUUGGUGUGAGGAGGAGGCCGAUCUACCCUGUUCUGCGAGGAAUCAGCCCAGACUUCACGUAUGGAGUGAGCUUUGCGGCUUCUGGAGGGACGGCCAGGGCGAGCUCCACCUGGAAGAGAUAUGCUGGUUUCAAUUCGCCUUUCUCUCUGGACGUGCAGUUCGAGUGGCUGGAGCGCACCAAAGUUCGAUACUCAUACUACGAAAGACAAGAUCCUGUCAUUGUAGUGCAGAGCUUACCCACACUGGCCACACUGAAUUCGUCCUUAUACGUGGUUUAUGCUGGCUAUCAAGACUACUUCUUCAGCCUCUACGACUCGGUGCUCAGUCCCCGGGAGACGCUGUCGAUCGUGGGAUCCGUUGUAGACGCCGUGGUUGAGCUUGUUGAGAAUGUCAUAGAAUUCGGCGGGAUUGACCUUCUGGUGAUCAAUUUGCCUCCUCUGGGAUGCAUCCCGGCCAUGCUCACCUUGUUCCUUGAAUCCACACCCGACAGCUACGACUCUCGCGGAUGUUUAAAAGAACUCAACAAAAUCACAACAGCUCACAAUGCACAGCUGGGAGACGCGAUGAUUACCUUGCGAGCCAAGUACCCCACCGCCAACCUCUACUACGGCGACCUCCACGGCGUCUACACCGACAUCCUCUCUAGCCCCAAGAGUUACAAUAUUACGCAGCCCUUGAAGGCGUGCUGCGGAGUCGGCGGGUACUACAACUUCGACAAGAAAGUCACCUGCGGGAACACGGGAGUAAUUGGCAACGAAUUUGUGAAUCUGACUGAAACUUACUGCGCAAAUCCAGCGGGAUACUUGAGCUGGGACGGAAUCCAUACUUCUAACGCAUUGAACAAGGCCGUGGCGACGGAUUUCCUUAGCGGCAAGCAUAUCACUCCUGACGGUGGGCUCAACUGCUCCCCCGAUUUCACGUUCUGGGACGCGAGCUUCUAAAGCCGGAAUUUUCUCUUUCUGAAGCAGAAUUCCACCACAACAAUUCUAUGUAUAAUGCAAUUCCAGUCACCUUACUACGGUUUGGCACAACAUUAUCUGUUCAGUGCAAUCAAAUAUUUUGGACUUUUUGUUGGGCUAUUCUGGCCCCGUUUGCCAAUAAUAACACGAGGGCUUCUCCACAUCAAGUGAGCUUUAGCCUGUAGCUGAUUUUAAACUCAAGAUAAUGACUGUGUGAUAGAGGUAUAGGAAAAAAAAAUUAAAUUUAAUAAAAAAAGAAGUUUGAUUUCAAGGCA
This is a messenger RNA of Physcomitrium patens, 1674 nucleotides long. RefSeq names its product GDSL esterase/lipase At4g01130. Lineage: Eukaryota; Viridiplantae; Streptophyta; Bryopsida; Funariales; Funariaceae. Gene Ontology annotation, molecular function: hydrolase activity, acting on ester bonds. The record is from RefSeq and is a predicted model, not a curated record.